Molecule: messenger RNA, 1341 nt
Organism: Bradysia coprophila
Lineage: Eukaryota; Metazoa; Arthropoda; Insecta; Diptera; Sciaridae
Gene: Arfip
Product: ADP ribosylation factor interacting protein arfaptin
Biological process (GO): intracellular protein transport; regulation of Arp2/3 complex-mediated actin nucleation
Cellular component (GO): trans-Golgi network membrane
Molecular function (GO): protein domain specific binding; phospholipid binding
Source: RefSeq, a predicted model, not a curated record
UAUUUUGCUGCCACCAUCGGGUUUUGUUUUAUGUCUCAAACAAAUGACAUUUUGUGAAUUCAGAGUAGACAAAAUAUUCAAAAAAAAAAAUUGAUUUCCGAUUCACCGUGUUGAAGUACCACUGAGCUUGCCAUUAAAUAAAUUACAUUUGACCGUAGUCCUUGCUUCCGCAAAAAAGUGAUUACAAAAUGGCACAGGCCCAUACCAGCAUACACGAAAUGUUAAAGGACACACCGACAAUGAACGAGAGUAACACUGCCAUUCAUUCCGGCACAGAGCCAAGGUUAAAACAUCCAAAUUCUCUGCCACUAAAUAAUAUUUCCGCUCCGGCAACACCAACCAAUCCACUAGCAUCCCCAUUGGGCGAUUCAUCGUUUAUAAAAAGUGGUGCGGCCAAGAUUGACACAUUGAAAAACUGGAGCAUAUCAACAUACAAAUGUACGCGACAAAUUAUGCUCGAGAAAUUGGGUAAAUCGAGCAGAACGAUUGACUCGGAACUGGAAGCUCAAAUCGAACAAUUACGUGAUACUCAACGGAAAUACUUGCAAAUAUUGCGCUUGACCCGAGCGCUUAGUUCACACUUUCAUCAUGUGGUCCAAACAAAUCGCAUGUUGUCGGAAGCAUUCUCCGAUCUAGCGCAAAAGAGUCCCGAACUGCAGGAAGAAUUCAUGUACAAUUCCGAUACGCAAAGAAGUCUGACCAAAAAUGGUGAACUGCUGUUGAACGCGCUGAAUUUCUUCACAUCGUCGAUCAACACACUGUGCAAUAAGACCAUCGAAGACACCCUGAUCACUAUUCGACAGUACGAAACGGCGCGAAUAGAGUACGAUGCAUACCGCAUGGAUUUAGAAAAUUCGAAACCGGAACCGGCCAGUCCGACCAUCAGCGCUGACUCGCAGAAAAGUUUUGAUAAGCACAAGGAGAACUAUGAGAAACUCCGGGCGGACAUAACGGUGAAGAUGCAGUUUCUGGAUGAGAAUCGGAUUAAGGUGAUGCACAAGCAAUUGGUUCUAUUGCACAAUGCGGUGGCUGCAUAUUUUAGUGGUAAUGCCGUUGCACUUGAGGGAACAUUGAAACAAUUUAACAUAAAGACUCCCAAUUCGGCCAGUGGAUCGUGGCUGGAACAAUAGCUGCCGAACGGACAGCAUUCGGUCGCUUGAAAUCAUUUAUUACUUAUUAUAAUAACGUCGUUCAAUCGAAAUCGAGUAUCAAUGAGAGAGUCUUUUUUGAAUGCAUCAAGUCCAGUUAAAUGUUAAGUUAAUUUGAUAUGGUGUAACAUGGGACAUGGUCCUUUACUCAACAUAACACAGAAUCUGCGUCGGAUUGAUUAAUUUUACUUUU